Messenger RNA from Sodiomyces alkalinus F11, 812 nucleotides. Its product is annotated as ubiquitin-conjugating enzyme. The transcript has 5 exons. Lineage: Eukaryota; Fungi; Ascomycota; Sordariomycetes; Glomerellales; Plectosphaerellaceae. The record is from RefSeq and is a predicted model, not a curated record. The coding region runs from base 227 to 778 and encodes 183 amino acids.
CCGAAGGUAAGGUACCUAAGCGAACAGACGUUCCCUCGACGAAAACGCAGUUCUUUACCCGCCAAUUUCUACCAGAUUACCGUUCUUUUCGUUGACUGAAUUCAACUUCGCUUGGUGGCGCUGAGUAAGAGGCUGGACUUCCCCGCAUAAGCCGUCGUUUUAUCAGGUCUGCACUACGUUGAUAGAGGGGUAAUACAUUGGCGGGGGAUCCGUCGCCAGAGGCAAAAUGUUGAAGAUUUGGUCUAUGGAGCAGCAAAAGGCGGAGAAUGCGGAGAUCGCGGCUGCCGGGGGCAAGAAGAAGAAGGUUACUGCGGCGCAACUACGGGUUCAGAAGGACCUGUCAGAGUUGUCGCUCGGUAGCACCAUGAAGACGGACUUCCCGGACCCCGACGACAUCCUCCACUUCACACUGACGAUCGAGCCUGACGAGGGCAUGUACCGCACGGGACGCUUCACAUUUACCUUCGACAUCAACCAAAACUUCCCACACGACCCGCCCAAGGUGCGCUGCAAAGAGAAGAUUUACCACCCCAACAUCGACCUGGAGGGCAAGGUGUGCCUUAAUAUCUUGCGUGAGGAUUGGAAGCCAGUUCUAAACUUGAAUGCCGUGAUUGUCGGUCUGCAGUUUCUCUUCCUGGAACCGAACGCUUCCGAUCCGCUCAACAAAGAAGCGGCCGACGAUCUACGCUCGAACAGGGAAGGGUUCAAGAGAAAUGUUCGGACGGCAAUGGGAGGUGGCACGGUAAAGGGUAUAACCUACGAUCGGGUGCUGAAAUAGGAUUCUCACCGCGAUUUAUCUUGGGCAGAAGCAC